AUGCGGACAGGGCGUAUACUUGUUGCCUUGAUUUUUCUAGGUUUAAUAGUUCCCUUUCGGACUGCAAAGUGCAAGGCAGCGCCCAAAUCUGUGCAAAAUGUACACGUUUGUUGCUCAGCACCCUUGCCAAACUGGGGCGUUUUCAACAGAGAGUGUCAUAAAUCGGCCAUUCAGGCAAGUGUAAGUAUUAAUAGGAUAUAUAAAAGCCAAGUUAAUUUAGCCAACUUCCUCAUGAAGUGCCGUUUAGAUUGCAUCUUCAAUGCCAGCUCGGUUCUGCAGGGAAAUCGAUUGAUCCAAGCAAAAGUUCGACCCAUGUUGGAGCGCGCCUUUUCCAGCGAACCCACCAUCGAUGUAUAUGAGUCCAACUUUGCCAGAUGUUCGUCGGUGGUCAGGAGCAAAUACCAGGAGCUAUCUCCGCUGAGUCGUCAAAGCGACGCCUGUGACAGACACGCCCUCUUCUACAGCCUUUGUGCGUAUGCUCGCUUGAUUUUCACCUGUCCGGAGAAAAUGUGGCAAAGGAAUAACAGGAUGUGCCAGGAGGCCAAGGCGUAUGCGAAAAAAUGUCCUUGGCCAGCGCUUAAAAUGUUUAUGAGGAAUACUUAA
Molecule: messenger RNA, 603 nt
Organism: Drosophila mauritiana
Lineage: Eukaryota; Metazoa; Arthropoda; Insecta; Diptera; Drosophilidae
Gene: Obp50a
Exons: 2
Coding region: 1-603 (200 amino acids)
Source: RefSeq, a predicted model, not a curated record